UGAAGAUCGGCACGCUUCCGGCCAGCAGGCAUGGCUGCGGGUCUGCAGUUGAAAACAACGAAGCUAUAAUUUAAGAAGGCUUUAAAGCUGCAGCAGCAGAUCCUUCAGCCUGUUCUACAGCUCGAGGAGGAACCGGGCAGGAGCGGAGGUUUUAAAGGUGGCGGGAAUGGGCUUACAUAAUUUUAGAUAUAAAUGCUGAGAUUUAAAGUUGAUCAUCUUUAGAGCAACAGAGAAGCAGAUCCAUGAGUUCAGAGCUGACCAUAACUGCAUACCACCUUGCUACCAGUCCUCUACAGCUCCUCUAUAUGUCUACUUUUCCAAAUGAUCCAAAUCCUCUUCCUUCACCAACGUUGCUGGAGUUGUGUUCAGUGAAGAGGUGAAUUCAGGCUACUGAGAGUAGAGUAAGACAUUAACUCCAUAAACAUGGCCUCCAGAAGUAAUUCAGAUACCGAGAAAACCUCAUCUGGUGCGCACCAGACGGACAUAUCUCAAAGUAAAACGCAACACCGGCGCAUUUACACUGGAGAGAAACCGCAUCACUGUUCAGACUGUGGGAAGGACUUCGCUUCUCGGGGUUCGCUCAAGAAACACCAGCUCAGCCACACCGGAGGGAAUCGGUUCGCUUGUUCAGAGUGUGGGAAGGAGUUUACCGCACAGGCUUCUCUCCAGCGACACGAGCUAAUCCACACCGGAGAGAUGCCGCACAAGUGCUCGGACUGCGGGAAGAGCUUUAAUCAACUGUGUUCCCUCCAACGGCAUCAACGUGUUCACACGGGAGAGAAACCUUUUCACUGCGAAGACUGCGGGAAGAGUUUUGUAAAUGGAAGUAGUUUUAAAAUACACCAGCGCCAACACACGGGAGAGAAGCCGUACGAAUGCUCCGACUGCGGGAAGGGUUUCGCUCAGUUGAAUCACUUACAAUUUCACAAGCGCUCUCACACCGGACAGAAGCCGUAUUACUGCUUUGACUGUGGGAAGAGUUUCGGCAAACAGGAUCAUCUCCGCAGACACCAGCGCACUCACCAACAAGACACCAAAAAGAAAGUGGGUCAUCACUGCUCAGACUGUGGGAAGACUUUCAAACGGCAGACCCAUUUCAAGGAACACCAGCUCAUUCACAAUGAGGAGAAACCCGAUGAAUGUUCACACUGUGGAAGAUACUUCAAAAACAAAACUUCACUCAACAAACAUCAGAGGAGGAAACACAAGAGUUUGUUCUCCUGAUGAUCUGUUGAUUUUAUAAGUAAGGGUUAAAGGAGGAAGAACUCUGGUGUAAAAUGGACUUUUGUUGUAGUAAAACAUGAAAAGUUCUUAUCUUUGAUGAAUAGCACAACUCCGUUCUCCCACAGCGUUCACAGAUCCAGAAAUUUUAAGUUUGUCCAAACACCCUUCAGACUGGGUGAUACAGGGCAUAAUUUACCCUGAUAAAUCACUUUUUUACACCGUUAUUCAGCUCAAAGUAGCUCCACACCUUCUUGCUAGAAUCCGGAGAGCUCGGACCUUUUAAAAUGAGGCAUUAAUAACUUUAAAAGUGCAGAGGAAGCUUAUUAAAACACACUGUUUACAUCCUACACUACAGCUUCAGCUCCAAGCACCGCCAUAUUUGUACUGAUAAUAACAUCUAUAUUUACAUUUACAAUAUCUAUAUUUAUAUUGACUCCACAUAGUGUAGCAGCCGGCGCCAGGAGGUAGGCUAUGCGGAGUCUAUGUAUAUAUGUGUCUAUGACAUUAUUAGUACAAAUAUGGUGGGUGUGGAGCUACUUUGAGCUAGAUAACGGUGUAAAAAGUGAUUUAUCCGGGUAAAUUAUGCCCCGUAUCACCCAGUCUAAACUGUUAAAAUUUCUGGAUCUCUGAACGCUGUUGGAGAAUGGAGGCGUGCUAUUCAUCAAAGGUAAGAACUUUUUAUCAUGUUUUACUACAACAAAAUUAAAUUUUACACCAAAGUUCUCCUUUAACCUACAGUUACAGUAGAUACAGGAAUCAUCAGAAUAAUUUGUUCUACCCGUACUGAUGCACCCAGCCAUGAUUCAGGACCAAUUAUCAAGACCACCUCUCUCUUUGGUAAAUGUUUGCACCUGGAGUGGCAUAAGGUCACCCAAAAGCAGUGUGUAAGACUGGUGGAGAGCAUGCCAAGACACAUGAAAGCUGUGACCAAAAAAAAAAAAAACAGGUUUAUUACACCAAUGGUUCAGGAACCUGGAUAAAGACUCAUCAAAUUUUGUUCUUUUAGUUCAGGCCAUAGUCUGCAGAACCAUUGAACCUGAAUUAGGUUGUGAAUGAACCCUUUAAAUUUUAAUCUUUGUGUUGGUUUUUUAAUCUUCUCUACCUUUAUAAAAGUAGCUUUUUAUGCAAGGAUAAAAUGAGUAUUGUUUAUAACAGUAUUGUGUACUUUGCCAUAAAAAGUAUUUGUCCCCUACAGAUUUUAUUUUUGACUUUUUUUUUUUAUCAUACUUACAUUUUUAAAAUUAUGAAACAAACUUUAAUAUUAUACAAAGAUAACCUGAGUAAAUAUGAUUUUACUUAUUAAGGGAAAAAAGCAAUCCAAAUCGAUGUGGAAAAAGUAAUUUUUGUGCUGUUUUUCCUGUAAGUUUCAGUGAUGGAAUUUUAAACACUAAUGCAUAAACACUAGCGGUGCUAAUGAGAUAAAUUGUAAUGUUAAGCAUGAUUAAAGCUUAUAUAUACGA
Messenger RNA from Astyanax mexicanus (Mexican tetra), 2684 nucleotides. Its product is annotated as zinc finger protein 239-like. NCBI's taxonomy places the organism in Eukaryota, Metazoa, Chordata, Actinopteri, Characiformes, Acestrorhamphidae. The record is from RefSeq and is a predicted model, not a curated record. The transcript has 3 exons. The coding region runs from base 424 to 1224 and encodes 266 amino acids. Gene Ontology annotation, cellular component: nucleus.